UAUAGAUCAACUACUACUGCGGAGGAGCCAAGGGCAAGACUGAACGCCCCUGCUGCAGCUGGCUGAUGUUCUUUCAUCUCCGUAAAUACUGAAAUGCCAGUUGCGGAGUGUGGAGGACUGAGAAUCGGCGUGGGCUGGUAUGAUAAGCCUGGUCCGAGUUUGCCAUUACUUGGCAGGUACGAUCCGAUGGUGGAGAUGUCCUGACAGCUCACCUUAUCGACCCGCAUCGCAUCAAAGUUGCUUCUGCAAUGGCCCAUACUUUGGAUCCAUUUGCCGAGGCGGAUAUUAAAGCGCGUUUGCCGGGGGCUUGUGUCGAUUUCGUCACCGCUGCAUCCAUUUUCAAUCUAAUGUACAUAUGAACUGCCCUGGACAACCACGAAACCAUACUUGAACGCCAAGUUAGGUAUUGAUCCUACGCCUCUGCGAGAUGGCCUCGGUCAAGAUAUUCAGCUUGGUCGUGCGGACCCUCGCGAAACCCAUUGCGAAUACCAUCAAGGCUCAAGCAUCAGAGCAUGAGUCGUUUAGACGGCUGUGCAUUGGUCUGGCUCAGCGCAUGCACAGGACCGAAGCCAGACUUCGGAUGGGUCUGCUCAACGAGUCCGCCCAGAACAUCAAGCCAUUGAAUGAUACCAGGGCCAUUCAAAACGGUGCCACGACCCUCGCCGAAUCCUUUCUCUUUCUGGUCGGUGCGGGUCUCGUUGUCGGUGAAUCAUGGCGAUCCUCACGGAAAGAAGGUAAACGGCGAGACGACGUCUCGGACCGGUUAGAAAGGCUAGAAGCGGAUCUAGGGAGUAUCAAAGGCUUGAUAGAAGAUGACGGGAAAUGGAGUAAAACACUGGACGAUAUGAGAGAGAGAAAUGAGAAUAUCCAACGUAUAUUGGAGACUGUCGUUUCCAACGGAUUAAAAGCUGGAUGGAUGUCAUUAGGUCAUCAGGAUGGGAUCGGAGACGUAUUACCAUUGAUGACUGUUCAAAGGGGUUCAGAACAGGCUCUGCCGGGGCCAGAUGGGAUGUCCGCGUUGAGGAUAUCUACGCCUUGGCAGGCGACCGAUGAGGGCGGGACGACCGGCCUAGGGGACAAUAGCAGCAGACAUGAUAGCAGCAUCAGUCCUGGUAGUAGUGUUGGCAUCAGCGUCAGCGACGGUCGUAUCGCUGCAAGCUCCUCAUUAGAUGGUAGUCAAGCUAAUGAAAGGUGAGGUGCCA
Kockovaella imperatae is the source of this 1202-nucleotide messenger RNA. RefSeq names its product optic atrophy 3 protein-domain-containing protein. The record is from RefSeq and is a predicted model, not a curated record. Bases 428 to 1195 code for a protein of 255 amino acids. NCBI's taxonomy places the organism in Eukaryota, Fungi, Basidiomycota, Tremellomycetes, Tremellales, Cuniculitremaceae. Gene Ontology annotation, cellular component: mitochondrion. The transcript is spliced from 6 exons. Gene Ontology annotation, biological process: regulation of lipid metabolic process.